Molecule: messenger RNA, 432 nt
Organism: Miscanthus lutarioriparius
Lineage: Eukaryota; Viridiplantae; Streptophyta; Magnoliopsida; Poales; Poaceae
Source: the annotation of a GenBank genome assembly
AUGAGGACAAAGGGGAAGGGGAAACCAAAGGCUAAAUCAGAGGAAAAGGAAGAAGAUGGUCAUCAGACAAUGAACAAAGACGGCAUAGAUGAUGCCGGGGAUGUAGGCGAGGAAGGUGAGGAGGAGGCAGAUCCAGGACUCGUGCCCGCACCCAAACAAAAAAGGAAUGAAAUCCAAAAUCAAAUGGAAGACACAAAUGACAACACGAGCCUUCAGGACGGAGACGACGAGAGAAGCACAGCCUUCGCCGACAAUGACGCCAGAGCCGGAGUUGUCGUCGGCACCACCGCCGCCGCCUCCGCCUACACCUGCACCUCCACCUCCGCCUCCGCCAACGCCAGCACCUAUGCCUAUGCCUCCGCCUCCGCCUCCGGAGAGCAACAAGCUCUCUCUCUCUCUCCCUCUCUCCCCUACACAGAACAAAAUAUCUGA